UUCGAUGGGGUGACCCUGGUGCACCAGCUGCAGUUCACACACGCCUAGGAUGGACACUUCAGGGUCCUAUACCUUCUAUGGGGUGUCCCCCUACCACACGGCAAUGUCUGCUAACCUCUAUUGCUCCAAUUCAGGAUGAACUCCUUCAGAACGUUCAACGACUGUGGCAGUUGGAUACGGUCCCACAGUGGGAGGGAAAAGAGGUAACCCGGUCCAAGCAGGACCAGGAGGCUCUUCAGCUGCUGGACGGUAAGACUGUCACCCUGGAAAUGGAGGGAAUCAAUCGGUUGGCAACACCCCUACUGCGGCGAAAGGACAUGCCUUCGUUGAAUGCACCUAAAGAAUCAGUCCUACCUACCCUUCGCAGUGUAGAGAGGCGUCUGCUGAAGGAGCCUGUAAAAGCUGAGGUCUACAAAGAGGAGAUGAGGAAACUCAUUGAGACGGGAGCUGUUAGGAAGAUGUCUGAUCCUAUACCUGAUUCACAUGAAUGCUGGUACAUCCCUCACCAUCUCGUGAGUCACAAUGGGAAGUUCCGCCUUGUCUUUAACUGCUCCUAUCAGUAUCAGGGACAAAACCUUAAUCAGUACCUCCUGCCAGGACCCACCCUCGGGGCCUCACUGUUGGGUGUCCUUAUCCGUUUCAGAGAACAUCCUGUGGCAGUAAGUGGGGAUAUUAAGGCGAUGUUCCAUCAGGUUCGCCUUAUACCUGAGGACCGUCCUCUACUCCGUUUCCUUUGGCGGGACCUGAAGAUGGAUGAGGCACCCAGAAUUCUUGAGUGGCAGGUAUUACCCUUCGGCACAACCUCCAGUCCGUGUUGUGCUACCUAUGCACUACAGCGUCACGUGAGGCAACACCCCCUAACGGAUGAGGCAACCCAGUUUUCAGUGGAGAGGUGUUUCUAUGUCGAUAACUGCCUGCAGAGCCUUCCUACUGCAGAUGAAGCUCGGAACUUGAUUGAUCAACUACGAAAUAUCCUUUCCGGAGCUGGAUUCGAAAUUCGCCAAUGGGCCUGCAAUGAUCCUACUGUGCUGAGUCACCUACCUGCCCACGCCCGUGCUGCAAGUGUGGAGCUGUGGUUGACACAGGAGAAGUCGGACAUCCCUGAAUCGACGCUGGGUCUGAGCUGGAACUGGCAGACGAAUUUACGUGAUUUAUGA
Molecule: messenger RNA, 1157 nt
Organism: Sinocyclocheilus grahami
Lineage: Eukaryota; Metazoa; Chordata; Actinopteri; Cypriniformes; Cyprinidae
Exons: 1
Coding region: 78-1157 (359 amino acids)
Source: RefSeq, a predicted model, not a curated record